This is a messenger RNA of Mauremys mutica (yellowpond turtle), 1243 nucleotides long. Its product is annotated as myosin-1-like. The record is from RefSeq and is a predicted model, not a curated record. Lineage: Eukaryota; Metazoa; Chordata; Testudines; Geoemydidae. The coding region runs from base 1 to 1110 and encodes 369 amino acids. The transcript has 7 exons.
AUGCCUCCUGAAUCUCAGGUCAGGCACAAGCGGACCUUGCUGCAGCAAGCCUCCAGCUCGCGGUCUCUCAUUCAGGACCAAGAGACAGUUGCUGUAGAGGAGAUUCUCUUCGUGCGUUUGUCUUAUCUGUGUGGAUUUAUUUCAAAGACAUUGUCAUCUGUGUGGAAGCCAGUUUCGAUCGCUGGUUGCUACCCCUUGCCCUGCUGGCAGGGCAUUGAGCGGCACCCGUUUCCGGCCACCUGGGUGCGGAGAGUGAGGAGGGUGAAGGGAGGAGCAACCCCGAGCAUCUGUCAUUCAGCUCCAUCUGAUCUAGAGAUGGAGCGAAUAAGGCGGAUGCUGAGGAGGAAGGCCGGGCACGGGGCUCCAGAGCCGGCAGCAAACAUCAGGCAGCCUGCCCAGGAGGAGAGCGGCCCCUGUGUCCCCGCGGGCGGGGAAGAGGCUCGUGGCCAGGGGAAAGGGAGGAGCUGCUUCGCCUGCUGGAGGAGGCGAAAGACAGCAGCUCCUCUAGCUGACCCGGAGGCACCUUCUGGGCCGAAAAGGAAGUGGCCCCGAAAGCCUCCCGCCGGCCCCAGCCUGGCACUUGUGGCGCCUCCUCCCAGGCCAGAGCAGGAGUUCAGUGACAGCACCAGCUCCGUAUUCUCCUGCGGGUCCAGCAGCUCCUCCGUGGGGUCUGGGAGCCCUGUGUUUCGAGGCUCCCUCUUUGGAGACACCCCCAGCGCCCAGGUGUGGUGGGGUGAGGAGGAGGAGGAAGAAGAGGAGGAGGAGGAGGAGGAUUCGUCCCCCAUCACGCCUCAGAAGCCUCCCGCCAGCCCCAGCCUGGCACUUGUGGCGCCUCCUCCCAGCCCAGAGCAGGAGUUCAGUGACAGCACCAGCUCCGUAUUCUCCUGCGGGUCCAGCAGCUCCUCCGUGGGGUCUGGGAGCCCUGUGUUUCGAGGCUCCCUCUUUGGAGCCUCGCUCCAGGCCCUCCAGCCACCCGCUCCAGCCCUGCCUACUCCUCCUCGUGAUCUUCCCCGACAACGGCAAUUUCGACCACCCGGCUUCGACCUCCGGCGCAGAUAUGGACUCUGGCUCCGGAUGGGCCUGCACAUAGUCAACACCUGGCUGCAGUAGACAGGCCCCACCGUAAAUCAAACCCCAACCCUGCCCCAUGACCCCUUAGUCCCUCCCACCUGUCACCGGAAGUCCUGCCCCAUGGGGGUAUUACUUCGUGGUCAAGGCGGCCACAUGACUGGAAGCCAGGUGU